AUCCCCACCACGUGGCGAGUGAUCGCUAGCUGCACUUCGUGGCUCAGCGGGGUUGCUGAGCUGCGGCAGGGGUGUCUUAGUGUCGCCGCCGGACAACAGGCAAUCGCGUCACCCCGUCCCCGCAUUCCGCUUUUACGACUAUGGCGGGUGGCCGUCGAUGACUUCCCGCUGUCGUUGAGCAACAAAUAUCACCGACAACGUAUCCUUCGAGCAGCGAAGUCGACACCCGUAUCGAUAGCCACCCACCGCCCACCGAAGCACACGAACGAGCAAGCAACAUCACCGAAUUGCACUCGACCUCGUCCCCUCCGCCACGAGCAAAGACACCCGUCAACAAUACGUAUCGCAACAUGCCGUCCUCAGACACUCCCAAUUUCUGCAGCGUUUGCGGAGAGCCGUAUCACUAUUCGUGCCCAUCGCUACAAGAAGACCCAGGACAGGCGGAGAAGCAGCAAUCCCACAAGGAACUGGUCGACACGCAGGACACGAAGGAAUCAGAGCAGUCGCUGGUAAGCUUGAGGCCGGAGGAUCAGCAGACGAUGGUGACCUUCCGGCCGGAAGACCAGCAGGCGAUGGUUAGCUACCGGCCGGAAGACCAGCAGGCGAUGGUUAGCUACCGGCCGGAAGAACAGCCGUCGGAGGAGUGGGCGGUUGUGCGCGUGGAUCCGGACCGCCAGCAGUCACCGGAUCGCGACAUGGAGAUCGUGCAAUCGGACUUCCAGCAAAAUCAGGAGGCUGCGGACGGAGGCGUCAAGCUGCACCCCCAGCUGCAGCAGCCGCAUCACCAGAAGCAAACGCAAAUGUGGGCUGGGAAAACCGCGGAACGGGAUUACCCCAGGUCGCCGGAUCAUUCGGCAGAGGGGAGCGUGGACCACGAAUACCAAAGGCCACCGCAGCGACGGGGGGCUCCGCAUUGGGCCGUGGAUGGCGUCGACCCGGAUUACCCAAGACCACCGCAGCGACGAGCGGCACCGAAUUGGCCAAUGGGUGGCGUUGACUCGGAUUACCAAGGGCCACCGCAGCGACGGCCGAACUGGGCAGUGGGGAGCAUGGAACCGGAGUGCCUAAUGCCACCAAUGCCACCACAGCGACGAGAAGCACCGCAUUGUGGGAUGGGAGGCAUGGAACCGGAUUACCCAAUGCCACCGCAGCGACAAGACGCACCGAAUUGGGCAAUGGGGGGCGUCGACCCGGAUUACCCAAUGCGGCAGCAGCGACGAGGAGGACCGCAUUGGGCAGUAGGAGGCAUGGAACCGGAUUAUCGUAUGUCACCGGAGCGACAUCCCGCAGCGAAUUAUAUGCCAGCUAUGGCGAACCCAUUCUUUCAGGCGAUGGCAAGUCCGAUGGCGUCCGUUUAUAAUACACUUUCGCAUUGGAUGCCGGCUUGGAUGCCGGCUUGGACACCGGUCUGGACGCCGGCGUGGAUGCCAGGUUGGAAGCAGACAUGGGCCCCGGCGUGGAUGGUGAUGUGGACACCAUGGCGUUCAUACUAGUGUCGUAACUCGAUAGUUGUCUGAGUUGAGUCUGAGAAGGAAGAAACAACGAGUCGCCGGUGAGAUGGCGGUAUUGAUAUAACGAGGCGAUUUUUUUGGAGUUUGGAGUUUGCAUAGUAGAAGGGGAACGUAUGAGAAGACCGGCGGGACGAGUGGAUAUGGAGGUGUAUCAAAGAGAACAUACUAUCGCUCUCAUUCAAAUUGAAUCUU
Messenger RNA from Tricharina praecox, 1703 nucleotides. RefSeq lists its product as uncharacterized. The record is from RefSeq and is a predicted model, not a curated record. Lineage: Eukaryota; Fungi; Ascomycota; Pezizomycetes; Pezizales; Pyronemataceae. The coding region runs from base 351 to 1493 and encodes 380 amino acids. The transcript is spliced from 4 exons.